AUGAUUUUGAGGAUCAUGUCUGGUUGGGAUGCCUACAUCACUACAAUGACGGACGCGUCGCCGGCGAUUAAACGUGCCGCUAUCGUAGGCAGUGCUGACGGUUCUGUCUGGGCUCGUACUCAGAAUGGAAAUACAUUUGCGGCAACGGACGCUGAACUCAAAAAAUUCGUUUCACUUUUUGAUAACCUAGCCGAUGUCCCAGCCCAUGGCGUAGAUCUCGAAGACGUCCACUAUAUUGUGCCUCGUACGGAGGAAAACCUCAUCUUCGGCAAAAAGGACAAAAGCGGUUUUUUCGCCGCAAAAACCAAAUCUGCCGUUCUGAUUGCUGUCUACGAAGGUGAAAACCAGGUAUCCGCACAAGUUCGCACUUCUGUCGAGAAGCUGGCCAAGUAUCUAGAGGAGAUUGGCUAUUAG
Strongylus vulgaris is the source of this 414-nucleotide messenger RNA. The record is from the annotation of a GenBank genome assembly. Lineage: Eukaryota; Metazoa; Nematoda; Chromadorea; Rhabditida; Strongylidae.